AUGAACAAUGCCCGCCCGGCAUCCUGCUCUCGUCGCGGUUCCGCUGCGGGCGCGUGGCGCGAAAGGUUGCGUGCAGAGGCUGUAUUUGGGAUCCGUGACAUGGCAAAGCUCGAGGGUGGUACCGACGGCGAGCUUGAUAAGGAGCUCAAAAACCGGAGAAUGAACGCAGGCCGCCGCUGCCCAACGGUGUGUGGGCGGGAAACGCCGUUGCUGCCUAUGGCUCCCCCUCCGCGGUUGGAGAAGGCGUACUCGGAGAGUGCGCCUAGCAUCCCGCCGACGAUAGCGCCGACUGGUGGCGAGGUGCUGGUUACGGCGGAUGUGGAUGGUGAUAAUGCAUUUGAUGUGGAGGUGGAAAAGGACGUCAAUGAAGAUAAAGAUGCUGACGAUGAGGAGGAGGAGGAAGAUGAUGAUGACGAUGACGAUGAACCUGCUGAAGGAUCUGAGUGUCGAACCUCUGUGAAAACAAAACAAUCUAUCAAGCAAGACAGAAGACAAUGUCAGUAG
Messenger RNA from Psilocybe cubensis, 504 nucleotides. RefSeq lists its product as uncharacterized. The transcript is spliced from 3 exons. The record is from RefSeq and is a predicted model, not a curated record. Bases 1 to 504 code for a protein of 167 amino acids. Lineage: Eukaryota; Fungi; Basidiomycota; Agaricomycetes; Agaricales; Agrocybaceae.